Molecule: messenger RNA, 2056 nt
Organism: Coregonus clupeaformis (lake whitefish)
Lineage: Eukaryota; Metazoa; Chordata; Actinopteri; Salmoniformes; Salmonidae
Product: DEP domain-containing mTOR-interacting protein-like
Exons: 5
Coding region: 214-672 (152 amino acids)
Molecular function (GO): protein binding
Source: RefSeq, a predicted model, not a curated record
UCCUACCCUGGGAUAGCCUGGCAACAAGGCAUCCCUCAACCCCUCCCUCUCCCUCCCUCCCAGCCAGCCUAGACUGUUUACUCUCUCUGGGGGUUAACAUUUAACAUUUACACCGGAGCACCACAGCUGACUGCAGCAUCAGAGAUAGUGGACAGCAACUUCCCAAGUUACUUGGCACUUUGGCUGGCAAACCUUUGAAGUGAAUUGAAUUGUAUGAUGGGACCUCGGACAGUUGUCACUCCAUCCAAGGAAAGAAAGGUGGUGUCUCGGGGGCAUGAUAACAGUCGUAGUAGUGGCAACAGUGGGUAUUGUAACAGAGGUCCCAUUCUUACCCCUACCUCACCAGUGCUGUCAAACCCCAAAUCAGUGCUGAAGAGACAAGUGAGUCCAGAGGAGCUGCAGAGACCAGGAGGUCCAUACAUAAAGAGGACGUUUACGAUUGUUGGUGAUGCGGUGGGCUGGGGCUUUGUGGUCAGGGGGAGUAGGCCAUGUCACAUCCAGGCAGUGGACCCCAGUGGCCCUGCAGCAGCAGUAGGAGUGAAGGUGUGCCAGUUUGUGGUCUAUGUCAAUGGUCUGGACGUCCUGUCUCUGGACUACAAGAUGGUCAGCAACCUCAUCCUCACUGGACCGCGAACCGUGGUCAUGGAGGUUAUGGAGGAGUCUGAUUGUUGAGGAUGAGGUUGUAUUGUAUUUGGUUACAGUCAACUUAAGGCCUCAGUAACCCAUUGGCUCUUGGAGGCGGAAAGCUUAGAGUAAGAAUGUGGACCAUUUCGGCCCAAAUAAAUCCAUAGAAACCUUAUGACCUUGAUAUGGAGCAAAUCUUAGCUACAUCUUCGACCUGAGACGGGGGUCACAGCAACAGUGACUCCACAGAAACCUGAUGAGCCCCAUUGUGAAGCCAGGUGUGCUUACAUCAUCAGUCUGAGACUCUGACCAGUGUUCCGUGGUUAACAUGGACCAAGUUUGUGUUUUUGUUCUCUCGCGGCGGUUUAGACUUUUGACCUGUGCGCCUACUCAUUGCCAUCCCCCUGCUGUUUGCUUUUCCAUCCACUCCCUCGUAUGCUCCAAUGGAGGGUUCCUUCCUAGAAAGACAAGUAUUUAGGGAGUUGUUGAUAAGUGAGGUGGCACAUACUGUAAACAACUCCACGCUUUCUGACGUGGCAGAGGUGUUUCUAAAUAGAAGUUGUUUUGUUGAAUUAGCUUUGCAUUUUGCUUUGAAUAUGUUUGGCAUUGAAUUCUUAAGUUUGGUAGCAGGAGCAAUUUAAACCUUGUAUUCAUAUUGGACUGAAAAUAGCACAAUACUGUCAAACUACAGACCACUUUCUAGCAGCAUAAAAAGGCUUGGAUGUCAUCUUGGUUUCUGAUUCCACUGCAAUGUUUUUGGAAACCCAUAAUACUGAUAAAAGUUCAAAUAAUCAAUCAGUAGUAGCCUAUCAACAUGUUAAUCUUUUUUUAUUUUUGAAAAAACUAAUUAAUGUAUUAUGUCAAAUGGAAAUAGGUUAUUGCAGUGACAUUGUGCAUUUUGUAAAAUAUUUCAAGUGUAAUGCAUGAUUACAUGGUCCAACAUAAGGUAUGAAGGACCAAAAUCACUAAAGGAUUUGUACUUGUAUAUAGCCAUAUAGCCUGACCCUAUACAUUUGCCAUGAUCAACUGAUCUUUAGAGGGUAUUAGUGCAGCCAGGCCAGCAAAGAGUAUCUACAUUUGUGUUAGUGUUUGAUCAGUGUGUAAAUAUUCAAAUUAGCCAAUGAAUUAAUAAAAUAAAGUAAUUCAAUUCAAAAUAUUAGCAAAUGUGUAUUUGAAUGUAUCAAUGUUUAUGAUUUUAAAGCAAUUAUAUAAUUCAUCACGCAAAUAAUCAAUCUUAUAAUCUUUUUUUUUUUUAAGGAAUCACAUCUAAUGAAGCAAAUUAUUUUAGCAACAUCACUGGACAAAAUCAUAUUUUCAUCAAGAUUAUGGCUAGAAUUUUUACUCUGCUUCAAUCUAAUGGCAAUAAAGUGAGAGCAUUUAUUGAACCAUGGCAGGAACUUGAAACUGCAAUAAAAGUUGAAAUUACCUUGAA